AUGUUGAGCGAGACCCCCGCUGACGCUCAGAGCGACGAGGCCAAAAGUAGCGCCACCAGCGCCAACAGUGGCGCCACGACUGUGGCUGCUGCUACAAAGCCCCCUGAUGUAUCCAAGGCAGAGGUUGAAUAUGAUGACUUUGGGCUACCUAUACGGAAACGGCGGCCUAGGACGCCCGUCAGCGAGACGUCAGACUCCUCCGAUGAGGGGGAGAAGUUCGAGGACACGGUAGCUUCGAAAGCGGCCGGCCACGAUAUAGAAGAAUUGGCUAGGGUGGACAAGCAGGAUGAUAGUACAGGAAAAACACCUGGGCUCGUGACAGAGAUUGUACCCGAGGAAGCGAAGUCAGAGAGAAAGGCGCCACCCCGAAUCAAUGACCGUGCAGAAGACACCAAUUCGAACGCUGGGCACACGGAGAACGACCAAAAAUCAACAGGGAAGGAAGAUGCUGUUGGUGCAACAUCGGCGAUGAAGGAGAACCGUGAAGAGGAGACGAAGGAUGCAGAGAAGCAGACGUUGAAGAAAGACGGUGUGGAGGAAUCGGUAGAGAAGAAAGAGACUCCAGACAAGCAUGUGGAUGACAAAGGUGAUGGUGAUUUGGGCACACAGCAACUUCAAAGCACACAACAGUCCUCAGCAGCGAGUGCAACCGCGCCUGCACACCGCCAUCAAACCAGCAUCAUAUCCGUAAACGAGUACUCGCAUCAGCAUGCUGUCCUACAACCUAAACAGAAAGAAGAAGUAAAGGAGGAUGAAGGCGAAUGGCAGACCAUGCCUGCGUAUGCCCACUAUGACAUGUACGACGAUGACAACCGCCUCAUUGCAAAGGAGAAUGCGGAAGAGCUGGAAGACAUGAGUGGGUACGCCAACGUUGGCGGAGCGGCGAAAGGCUACACGAGGGUCAUCAUGGACGAUGAUGCGGAUUCGCAAACAAGCCUGGACGACAACACCGCCUAUUUGUUCAAAGAGAAAAGCACCGCACUGGCUGACGAAGACGAAGAAGGCCGAGAUCCACUCAGCCAAUUGCAGACUACGAAGAAUCUCCUUACUGAAGGACAACGUGUCGCAUACGUCGGGCUAGUUCGUCUAGCCAUGGUAGAGAUGGGAAACAAGUUAUCCAAGAUUGAAAGAAAGAGCAAAUCUGUCAAGAAAAUGCUGGACAUGCAUACAGAAACUUCAAGAAUGUGGGCUCAAAAGAUCAUGGUCAGAUUGUAUGGACACAUGGACAUCAAUGCUUCCGAGCAGAUCAUGAUCGAGCAACUCUCGGAGCAUGGCGUCGUCCCUGCAGAUCUUGUUCCAGCUCUGAUGCAGAACGCUCGAGUGAAGAAUCCUGCUGCCGAAGAGCCGGAGGCGUCAGACUCAACAAAAGAUGGCGGGUCCGCGCGACCAUCUGUCUCUUCCCCGCGACCUCAAACACCCGUAGACGGAGUACAGUCCCGGCGAAAAUCGGAUUCAUCAGAUAGCCUACAGUCAUCAUCUCCUCCGCCAUAUGAGCAACACCAUGGAGAUGACUAUCCCGAAGUGAAGAAACCCUCACAAUUGCCCAAAAGUAAAAAUUUGGAUAUCGAUCUUCGGUGGACAGUACUUUGCGAUCUGUUCCUAGUAUUGAUCGCAGAUUCAGUCUACGACUCGCGCUCAAGGGAACUCUUCGAGCAGGUUGGAAAGUAUCUGAGCGUGGACUGGCUCGAGAUUUGCCGGUUCGAGAAGCGCGUGACAGACGCUUUGGAAAUGCAAGAACAGGCCGACAAGGAAAAUUGGAAUGAAGACGAACACAUGGUCAACCGGGCGAAACGGGCGCGCAACAAGCGUCUUGCUUUCAUGGGUCUUGCCACGGUGGGAGGUGGCCUUGUUAUUGGUCUAUCUGCUGGAUUGCUUGCUCCCCUCAUCGGUGCGGGUCUUGCAGCAGGAUUCACGACUAUUGGUGUCGCGGGGACUAGUACAUUCCUUGCAGGCGCUGGAGGUGCAGCCAUCAUCACCUCGACAGGCGUUGUCACGGGUAGUACGGUAGGUGUCCGAGCUGCCAACAGGCGGACGGGUGCGGUCAAGACAUUCGAAUAUCGACCUUUGCACAACAAUAAAAGGACGCAUCUUAUUAUUACUCUUGCUGGAUGGAUGAACGGCAAGGUCGACGAUGUCAGGCUACCAUAUAGUACUGUAGACCCUGUCAUGGGCGAUAUAUACUCGGUUCUUUGGGAGCCCGAGAUGCUGAGGAGUAUGGGUGCUACCAUCAAUAUCCUUGCCACCGAAGCUUUGACGCAAGGUCUGCAACAAGUGCUUGGAAGUACUAUAUUGACAGCUCUCAUGGCUGCUAUGACACUUCCUCUUGCGCUCACAAAGCUAUCGUAUCUCAUCGACAACCCGUGGGUUGUCUCGCAAGCCAGAGCAGACAUGGCCGGUCUCAUUCUUGCCGACUCGCUCAUUGACCGCAAUCUCGGAACGCGGCCUGUAACGCUAGUCGGUUUCUCUCUGGGAUCGAGAGUUAUAUUCUCGUGCUUAAAGGAACUUGCCAAUCGUGGUGCUUUUGGCGUGGUCCAGAAUGUAUACAUGUUUGGUACGCCUGUCGUUGCCAAAAAUGACGACUAUGUCAGGGCAAGAUCCAUUGUUCCCGGAAGGUUCGUCAACGGGUAUGCUACAAAUGACUGGAUUCUUGGCUACUUAUUCCGUGCAACUAGCGGCGGUGUUAUGCGCGUGGCAGGUCUCGCACCUGUGCAAGUACCUACGAUCGAGAACGUGAACGUUACUGAGUUAGUACCGGGUCAUAUGGCCUACCGUGCUGCAAUGCCCAAGCUCCUUCGAGAAGUUGGGUGGAUCGUGGAGUCUGAUGAAUUCGCUGAGAUCGAAGACCCGGAUCCGGACAAUCACGAAUUGCGCCAACGCGAGCUCAUCAACGAGAUCGAAGAAGCUCGCAAAGAGCUUGAGAAGAAAAAUGCUGAGAAGGAGAAGAGGGGUGGCAAGCUAAGUUGGUGGAAGAAGAAAAAGGGAGACAAGAAGGAGUGGGAAGUCUAUGACGAGAACUCCACACUGCCGCACCAUAAACCCAUUGAUGCGGAUGGUGAUCCAGCAAAAAUUGCAGAAAAUCCCAUCAUGUUCGACAUUGACGCCAUCAGGAAGGAAGUUGCCGCACUCGCAGCUGAAAGCAAAGAGUAUAAUGCCGAGGCCGAAUUUGAAAUCAAGGAAAUCAAGAGUACGUUACCGCCGAUGAAGAUCGAUAUUAGUACCGUACCAUCACCGCCGUACUCGAAUCUUAGGGAGACGAAGAGUUAUAAUGAUAGUCUUGCGACGUCAUCAAUAGACAGCAAGACAGCCACAAACGGGGCACACACCUCGGCCGGCACCAGUACGUUUGGAAAGAAUACUUUUGAAGAAUACGAUGAAUACGAUGAAGGUGCGGAGCACAUGGAAAUGACCUUUGAGUCCUCCUUCCGCGAACCAUCACCAUCAGCAAUCAAAUCUCCGAUGCCAGCGAGCACAGGACACUCGGGAGCGUCAACGCCUUGGGAGCCGACGCCGAUCAAGUCCCCAUGGAACCCGGAGUCACAAUCCGCCUGGGACGACCUGACACCAGCGGAACGACCACCAUUAAAAUCAAUGAAGACGAGUCCCGACCCAAUAACUUCAACCAAUACAAAUGGUAAUCCAGGAUACAACGCUUGGGCCGAUGAGUUUGAUGACGACUUUGGAAAGGAGAAGGAGGUUCAGAUGACGUUCAUGUGA
Messenger RNA from Plenodomus lingam JN3, 3714 nucleotides. RefSeq lists its product as uncharacterized. Lineage: Eukaryota; Fungi; Ascomycota; Dothideomycetes; Pleosporales; Leptosphaeriaceae. The record is from RefSeq and is a predicted model, not a curated record.